AUGGUCAGGGAUGAGCGGUAUCGUCUGGUCGGGCAGAAAACGUGGAACGAUCAACGUGCGCACGUCGUCGAUGCCACCGUCGGCGAACCUCGAAAGCGGCAAAUCCUGACUCGAACAGGUGUCUUUGAAGAGCCUUUCGGUUUGCACAAGCCUCCGAAUCUGUUCCAAGUUCAACCCACCUUUCACGCCCAACUCGACACGUAUCAUUCGUACUUGAUCGCCUUCUCCCUGCGAGACAUCCUUGGCUUGCUCAAGUCAUUCGUUUUCGUCGACAAGGCGAUUGAGCGGGGAGCGCGAAAGCCUUCUCAGCGGGACGUGCUCCAGCAUUACCUCAGCACUCUCGCCAACGAGGAAGACGAGUACGAACCACGGUUCAUAAUCCUCGUCCUGCGAUCGCUGCUCUUUACGGAUGGACCCGACCACUCCUACAUCACUCUCCUUUCCGCGCCGGACGAGCAGAACACUCGUCAUCCGCAGCACUACUACAGCCAGAUCACCGGCGACCUCAUCGACGACUCCGGCCUACCCUACCCUCCCUUCCUACAUCACUGCACUCGCAAUCUUACAGACGCCGUGCACCUCCUCGCCCUGGUCUUGAACGCGAUCAACAAGAUCUGGUGGUUCGAGGAAAUGAUGUUGUACAAGCAGGGCGCGGACCGCGAGACGUUCGACGCAUACGCAGGCUUCUCGGAGGAGGCCCAGCUCAUCGUUGCGGGAAUCAAGGCUCUCGCCUGGCGUAUCUUCAACCCUCCCACGUCGUCGGUCGGCUUAGCAUCCCCGAGCGACCCGCCUUCGCCGUCGACCUCUCUUCUCAAACGGAUCGAGUCGUUCUUGAAGAAGCCGACUCCAACCGUAUCGCGCUUGCCUGCCACAGCGCCUGCGCCUGCAACACCGUCUCGCCCAGGACGUCCUCCCGGUCCGCCGCCUCCACCUCGUCCAGCAGGGCCAGACAACGGCGAAGACCAGGAUACGCCUCGCCCUGCGUCCGGCUCAUCGUCUCGUGGUAGCGGGCCGGUGCCGCGCCAGCCAACGUUUCCGCGAACGACUCGUUCUACAACGUCGCGCUCGAACAUCCCAGCUCCCGGUCUCCGCGUCGCCAAGAUCUCGCUCUUCACCUGCGCAGGUUUACAGGCUUUCGACAUCAACGACAACGAGUACUCGGCGACUGGCUUCAUCUCGAUCCCCGGCGGGACGCCUCUCGACGACGAGUUGCGUAACGAACCGGCGUUCACGCGGCUUGCGCAGACAGUCAUGCACUGCGUCGAGGCAGAGACCGCCUUGUCACAGAGUCUCGAGCGUUCAGCCGACUCUGAGACUGAAUCGACUCAGGCCGCCCUCCGUGUUCUUAACCGCCUACUCCGCCCGCUCGACGCGUUUGAAGAUCACGCCGUCGUGGCCGGACUCGUCGAUGAUGGUUACGUCGCCAGCGGAGAUGACUCGCUCAUCCUCACGUACACUUUGCAGAUCAAGGAGGAUCUGCUCGCGGUGAGUGCGGUCGACGAGUCGACGUCGUCCAUCGCUGCGCUUUUCGUCAAGGGUGCGCCCGAGUCCGUACUCGAGCGCUGCGGCUUUAUCGAGACCGGAUCGUCCCGCCAGCCUCUCACUCCGCAGCUCCGCGACGAGAUCAAGAAAGCGGUUCUCAGCUACGGCUCGCAGGACCUCCGCACUCUCGCUUUCGCCUACGACAACGUUGACCCCAACGCCGACCACUACCGCCCAAGCUCAUCCUCGCAAUACAUCGCCUCCGAGCGGACGAUGACCUUCGUCGGCCUCGUCGGCAUGCUCGACUCCGAAACGUCUUCGAUUCCCGCACUUCGCUCGAUCUGCAUCGACGUCCACCGCGAAUCGGUGCACAAGGUCCCGAAGCAGCCUGUCACAGCGCUGCUUGUUCGCGAGCACGCUCGACUUAUCGCCGAGUGGGAAUUGACGGAUCACGACUUGCCAUACCUCAUCGAUCUCGCCUUCAGACGCGACAUCGCCUGGGAGUACCGGAAAGUGCUGCUGCGCCGCCUUUUCUUCACCGGCGAACAACCUCUCUUUGACGACCCUGCGCCGUUUCCGCCUGACCCGGCCGCGUCACAGUCCGACACCGCGCGCGCCGACUCCGCUACCGAGCCUCCGAGUUCGCGAUCCAAGGCCGCACCGUCUAGGUCGCCUCUCGGCCCCACUACUGGCGUCGGUCUUGUUUUUCCGAAUCGUCCUGCGACCCGUCCCAGCCGCGACGACGAUGCGGACAAGGAGAAUGUGGCGCCGCGCAGCGACCACCGCCAGGCGCGGCAAUCGGCACCAUUGCAGCCUUCAGGAUGGACCCGUAUGCUUCGUUAG
Rhodotorula toruloides NP11 is the source of this 2325-nucleotide messenger RNA. RefSeq names its product Ca2+-transporting ATPase. Lineage: Eukaryota; Fungi; Basidiomycota; Microbotryomycetes; Sporidiobolales; Sporidiobolaceae. The record is from RefSeq and is a predicted model, not a curated record. Gene Ontology annotation, molecular function: nucleotide binding. The transcript is spliced from 7 exons. The coding region runs from base 1 to 2325 and encodes 774 amino acids.